GGUGGAGCACACAGGCAUGCUUACCGGAUAUUCACCUGUUGGACGGAAGGCGGCUUCCUUGAUAUGUCACGUGAGCUGAGUGCUGGCGCAACGACCUGCCCGUCCGGCUGCACAUGCGGUCGACUUGUUCGACGGUAGCUGGUAUUCCCUCCCGGUGUGCUCGAGCAGGCCACAGCCCGUGUCGUUUGAUGCUCAUCUACUACAUCCUUCUGUGCGACACACACGCCGUUACGCCUUCCGUUUGCUGCAACUUUCGGCAGGGUCUGCUGGUGCUGGCCGCCAUUGUUCGGGUAUUGCAGGUUCAAAUAUACGCAUGGCAGUUGUCAUGGCUUGCGACUAUAUUUGCUGUGAUCGUCAUGUCAAGACAUGCCGACCCGCGUGAGGAGGAGCCGAGUUUUGAGCUUCUCUGGCCCUUGCUGCAUCACCGGUGAGGCCAAAAGGUCGUUCACGAUAUUAUAGGCAGAGCUGAGACUAGGGUAUAUUCGGGCUCAAUCGUCGAACGAUUACCGUACUUAGAAGCCUUGCGUCGUGGUGGAACGACAAA
Messenger RNA from Lindgomyces ingoldianus, 544 nucleotides. RefSeq lists its product as uncharacterized. Bases 114 to 431 code for a protein of 105 amino acids. The transcript has a single exon. The record is from RefSeq and is a predicted model, not a curated record. Lineage: Eukaryota; Fungi; Ascomycota; Dothideomycetes; Pleosporales; Lindgomycetaceae.